Molecule: messenger RNA, 1810 nt
Organism: Carassius auratus (goldfish)
Lineage: Eukaryota; Metazoa; Chordata; Actinopteri; Cypriniformes; Cyprinidae
Product: cilia- and flagella-associated protein 157
Exons: 8
Coding region: 44-1486 (480 amino acids)
Biological process (GO): sperm axoneme assembly
Cellular component (GO): cilium; ciliary basal body
Molecular function (GO): microtubule binding
Source: RefSeq, a predicted model, not a curated record
UUGUAUUUCUCAGGCUGUUUCGUUUCAAUUACGUAAACGUUCAAUGCCUCCUAAAAAGAAUGGAAAAAGUAGCGGAGAUAAAUCACUUAAAAAGGAAAGUAUGAAUCCCGAGCAGAAAAACGAUGAAGAACUCACGGAGAGUGACAAAAACUUUUAUCGGGCUCAAAUACGUGAUUUGGAGGAGCGCCUGGAAAGAUACCAACAUAAAUGUGAUGAAUUGGAGGUUCAAGAAAAGGACUUGCACUCUAAAAUCACUAAUUUGGAGAAAGAGAAGAAAGACAUAGUUCUCUACCUGAAACGCACACUGGCUCAAAAAGAGGAUGAACUGACUGAUCUGGCUGAGACCUUAUCAAGACACCAGCAAGCCCAAGAGGUUGAGAGGGAGUCCUUUGAGUUACAACUGAGCCUGCUUAGACAUGAACUUCAGGAAAAUAGGGAAAAACUCACAUCUGAGAACAUGGCGCUUGCUGGUAAGCUGGCGUCUUUGGAGGAGUUUUCUACACAGAGAGAGAAGCUCAUGGCUGAGUGCAGGUCUUUGAAAGAGACGCUUCAAAAGCAAAAAGAAGAACAUCAAGCACAAAUCUAUAAUCUGGAGAAAAAAGCUGUACUGGACAAUGACAGGCUAAAGAAAGAAAUGCUGCAACAUGUUGCUGCUGUAGCAGCCGAAUUCCGGUGGGUUUCAGACCAGAAGAUGCCCGAGACGACAAAGAGGGCCAUGCAAGAAAACCUCUCUGUCACAGCUCUACUUCAGCAGCUCUCAGACAAGACCAAGGAGCUGCUGAAGGAGAAUGAUGAUCUGCGAGCAAGAGAAAAGCAACUCAAAAUUGAGAAUGCAAUUACAGAACCGCUGAUACAUGAGAUAACCAAGAAGAAUGUUGCUAAUCAAAAGGUAGUCCAUCAGUUGACAGAAAAGUGCAAGCAAAUGCAGUCUGAAGUGGAAAAAUUUGCCAAACUUAAAGUGGAGCACCAAGAGCUGCUAGACAGUCAUUCUUCAGUAUGCACAGAGCUUGAUGCUCUCAGAAAGAAACAUGCAACAGUUAUAGAAGUGCUGGACCAAACAAAAGCUGAAGCCAAGAGACAGAGGAAAGAGCUUGAAGAGGAAAGGACACUGAGAAAACAGUUAAAGACAGUUCUUGAGGAAGCAGCCGUAGCUUUAAAGGAGGCCCUAAGGGAGGUCCCUAUAGAGGAAGACUCCGAACUGAAGAUUACUGUCAGACGAAAUCAGAUGAUGCAGAAGCUGCUGGCUGUGCUGGACAGUGCUGCAGCUUUAGGAAACGGUCCAGCUCUUACUGAGUUCCUGUCAGGGGUGACUUGCAGUCAUGAUCUUAAAAAACCCUCUGACAUAAAAAGACCAAGUGAACUCCUCCAGAAACCCACUUCACAUCUUUCUCACUUCAAAACUGGAGACCUUGGGUUGGUCCCUCGCAAAACACACACUGCAUCAAAGAUAGGAAAUCUUGCUAAGAGUGCCUAUGUACGGAAGUAAGCAUAUAGACUAUGGCACAUCAACAGUACACACAUUAUGUGAUCAUGGAUAGAACAUUACAUAUUGUUAAUAAUGCAGCAGAUGAAUUUAGACGAAACAUAAAAUGUACCUUUUUGACUGUUUUCUUGUCUUAUAGGAAAAAAAAUUAAGUGAUAAAUUACUGGCCUUUUCAUAUACUUUAUCAUACUUGUGGAAGUUAUUUUUAAUAACAUUGUUAAAGUGUAAAUUAUUAUGUGUCCAUGUCUUAUCACUAGGUGGCAGUGUUGUAUCAUUAUGAAUAAAUAAGUAACAUUGGUCAGAAACAGAAAGUGUAUUUUUCAUAAA